GCGCUUUGUUAGGAGCAGCCGGCGGGGCCGCAGGGUGGGGUUGUCCCCGCGCCGGUCCCCGCGGGCGCUGGGUGACAGCGGCCCGCCCGCCGAGCCCCCCCGCCGCCGCGGCUGAUGCGCCCGCACCGCGCCGCAGCCCCCGCGCCCGCCCGGCGGGGAGCGGCCGCCUUUGUGGAGCCGGGACCUGCUCGCCGUUCUCCUUCCAGCGGAAGAGGAGAUAGCGAGGAGAUCGAAAUAAAGAACCACCGAGCUCGAGUUAAUGUUUGAGAAGUUCGGGUGCGGGAGAGUCUGGAAUUUUGGCUUCUCGGAGAAAUAGUAGAAAAUGCAAAACGAAAUAAUAAAGCCUGCUAAAUACUUCUCAGAAGUGGAGAAGAGUGUGCUGCUUGCAUUAGUUGAAAAAUACAAAUACGUGCUUGAAUGUAAAAAAAGUGAUGCAAGAACUAUUGCUCUGAAGCAACGCACCUGGCAAGCACUAGCUCAUGAAUAUAAUUCACAGCCCAGUGUAUCACUGCGAGACUUUAAACAGUUAAAGAAAUGCUGGGAAAAUAUCAAGGCACGGACAAAAAAGAUAAUGGCACAUGAAAGGCGGGAGAAGGUAAAAAGAAGUAUUAGUCCACUUAUAAAUACUCACAUCGUAGGGAAAGAGAAGAUUGCCAGCAUAAUGCCUGAGCAAAUGUACUUUUUGCAGAGCCCACCAGAAGAAGACUCUGAAUAUCAGCCUGAUGCUUCUAGUCAAGAGUCAUUUGUUGUGUCAAACAGAGAACUUUGUGAUGAAGACAAAGAGCUGGUGCAUUUUCCAGUAUGCGAAGGUACCUCCCAGCCUGAGCCUUCGUGUUCUGAUGUCAGAAUAGCAGCAGAUAAGAACUACAGAAGUAAAGCAUCUCAGGAAAGUGCUCUGAAAAAGAUGCAUGAGGAAGAACAUCAUCAGCAAAUGUCGAUUUUGCAACUCCAGUUAAUCCAAAUGAAUGAAGUUCAUGUGGCAAAGAUACAGCAAAUAGAAAGAGAGUGUGAGAUGGCUGAAGAAGAACACAGGAUAAAAAUGGAAGUGCUAAAUAAAAAGAAAAUGUAUUGGGAGAGAAAACUGCAGACCAUUACCAAAGAAUGGCCUGUAUCAUCCUAUAACAGACCCUUUCCUAAUUCACCUUAGAACACAGAGAGGCAGAGUCAGUUUGAUUUAGCACAUUUAUGAGUAACACACACUGAGAAGAGGGUUUUCUGUUGUGAAUGUACAGUGACAGGAUAGGUGCCUGGCUGAUAGCGAACACACUAUGACUCUUAAUGUUUAGGGAAACAGUGGUAUAGUUCACCAAGAGGAAAACUCUGUUGUUCAUUUGUAGGUAGUUCUGAUUUGACUCACAGACAUGCACAGUGUUCUAUAAUGUGAACGUAUUUUCCCCUCUCAGAACACCCUUGAUCCUUUUGGAAUUUAAGGGACUCUGGGUAUUCUUACAUUGGGUGUUCUUAAGAAAACUUAACAGCUUUAAACAUUGAGCUGUAGUGUUUGUUUUGAUUUCUAUCUCUUCCUAUCUACCAUUUCCUAAAUGUAGCAAGGGUUGGAGUUGCUCUCUGCUAUUGAGACAGAAGGUGAUUGACACCUGUUAGCUGGAUCAUUAUGCUAAGGCUUAGGGAAAAUAAACUAGUUAAUACAGUCCCUAACUUAUUCUUCAUAGAAGAUAUGAAAAUGAAGAGGGCCACUGUAGUAACAGCCCUCUCCUUCUGAAGAACAGUAAUAUUUCCCAGCUGGCUGACUGAGAGAAUGGUUGUGGAAUGGCCCUCCAGCUGUUUGAGACUUGAUGCUUGAGAGAAUUCUUCCUCAAAAGCCACUGUGCUGUCAUGUCCAGGCCCAUCUUGUAUUGAAGUAGAAUACCUAAACAGGAGGGUCAAAUGCUGCUGCCAGCACUGUGUGCUGUUCACCUGGAGUCAUUCUGAGGGGAAGAGCUUUUUAAGAAUUCAUAAAGCUCUCAAAAUGCAGUGAGCCAGCCAGUCCUUUGGCAAAGUCUCCCUCUAUAUUCCUAUGCAAUACUUGAUGGUGUAGCAGCUAGCUUGUUUAUUUCUCUGUAGCUAGAAGAAAAGAUUAAAACUCACCUUCUUUUCCUUCUCAUAGUGUGGGAAGCAUUCAAGGGAAUCAUUCCUGUCUAGAAGCACUGUUCUGAUUUGUUAUGUUCUGUCCUGUGUGUUUUGGUGGUGUGUUUCUUGCCUUUGCUGUCAGUGAGGGGUGAUGGACAUGAACAUACAUGUUUGUAUGAAGGCAUUCACAUGAAGGUCUCCACAGAUUUUGGACGUCCAGAACAGUAGACAGUAGGAAAGCACAAAUAAAGAUAAUUUUUACCCUGGCAAUCAUUUAUUCUAGUAGGGCAAGAGUUAAGAAGGUGUGAAAUGCAGAACCCCACAAGGAUUCAUAAGAACUGGUGUGUGAGAGCCUGUUUUACAGGAAAGUGUACAACCAUCAUUUGAAGCAGUGAGAAAAAUGAACAAAUCCAUAAAUUUUCAUUGAAAAAUCUGAGCAUCGCAUUAUUCAAUAAAGUAUUUUUGGAUCAUGGCUCCUGGGGGCGAGUCCAUACGAUGAGCAAUGUACUCAAAGCAGAGUAUGUUACAAGGCAUACAUUCCCACUUACACUCCUGUCUCUUUCCCUGGAUGUCCAUUCUGGUGGAGUGAGUUCCUUUUGGUUUUGUUUUGGAUUGAGUAGGGUUUUGCGUGUGUGUGUGUGUGUGUGUCUGUGUUUUGACCUGCUUUCUCUGCUGGUGAUUCAUCUUUGCAAGCACUGCCAUUAUCAACCGCAGGACUCGCUGUGGUUAACAGUGUGGUACCUGCGCUACUUCCUUAAAUGUGUUAAAACCAGCAAUCACAAUGGGAGCUAUUUAUUACAACUCAUUUCAUAUGACACAGAAAAAAAUAUGCUGGGCUGCUGCAAGAUAAAAAUAUAGGGCCUGGGUGAAGCUGCGAGAUAAAAACAUAGAGCCUGGGUGAAAUCUGAAGGCAGAUCUUUUUGAUCAAAAACUCAAUAUUCUUAUAAAUUGGCUGUGUAAACAAAGUGCAGAAAUUCCAAAGAAGGAUGUUGUUAUGUGCACUUUUAUUUUUCUGCUGAAUGAAAACACUUUUGGAAGGUAUAAUAACAGAGGCAAAAGAAAAGUAAACAGAAGCGGGAACCUUGUUGUUCUGAGAUUGCAUUCUGUGGUCUGGAAGAUGAGUAAGUUAUUUGAUUGGUUGUGACAAUUGUUCAGGCACCAUCCAGAAAAAAAGGUUAGGGAAGACAUUUGUCUUAACCAAUUAGGAUAUUUGUCAUAACCUUCUGCACUGGUUUCAAGUGAAAGUAAAUGGAAACCAGGUGUUAGACGGUAACGAACGGAGACAAUUUCAGCACUGUAAAGAGGGCAAGAAUAAAGAGACAAUCUAGGUCUAGAUAGCCCUGUGAAAGUUGUGAAAUAGUCAGAGAGAAUCUCAUGAAAUGUGAGAUAAGGGUAACUCGAACUCCUGGAAGUUAUAUGAUUGCUCAUGAAAGAUUGUUUUAUUUUUAUAUUUAAAAAUCCUUUAAAAUAAGCAUGUUUUCAGACUGUACUAAGCGUACAAUGCCUUGCUUCUUGGUAUAUUUUCUAAUUCUGAGACCAAAAGUUACAGUUCUUAGGCUGAACAAUAGACCUUUUAAUUCAGGUUCUAUUUAAAAGAAAGAUCAUAAGAGAAAGAUUAGAAAAAGCCAAGAUGAAGGUAUGAAAGAAAGAAUGAUCAUUACAUGCAUAGGGGAAGAAUGGGAAUGUAACACCAAACAUAAAUUAUAUAAGAUGGUUUUGUGGUACAGGCAGUAGAUGGUUCACAGGUGACACAGGCUCUUGCUUUCCCAUUUGUAGUUGACUGUUGGUUGCUGUAAAACUGGGUAAUAAACACAGAAAAAUGUAAAAGAUCAACAGGAGUAAAUAAUGUAUCUCCUUGCCAGGCUUUGACUUUAUAAAGUGAUCAAUGUGAUGGAAUUGAAAUUACUUGAGAAAUUACUUUUGCCUUUGUUGUUGUUGUUGCUGCUCCCUCUGGUAGUAGGGUUUAUAAUUUCUUGUGUUUGACUUUUCUUAUAUGCAAUAUGGCAAUCUCAGACAAUAUGUCCAUUUAUCCCCUUUUUUCUAGAUUACAUCAUUCAAAUACUUCCACAUAAUUGUGUUUUCCUGUUAACCAUUUGGUCAAGGUAUACAUGCAUAUUCUCUAGGUUUUUCCACAGGUAGAAUACAGGAGUAUUUUAAGAAAAACAUGCCUGUUGUUUCUGGAUUUGCUAUAAAACUUUUUGUCAAGAAUGAACUUAAAAGAUACACAGGGCAAAAUGAUCCCUUCUUAACUCCAUACAAAAACAUGUGUACCUGAUACGUAGUGGCCAUUGUUCUCAGCCUCUAUAUUCUUAAGAAGAGAGACAAUGGCCUUCUAGACAAGGUGUGGUAAAUUCCCUUAUGCUCCCCAAAUUAACAUGAGCCUAGCUCCAGGUGCUCUCUUUCCUUGGAGGUAAUCUAAUGUGUUGUGUAGUAACAUUUUUUUCAUGUAUUGAUUUUUUUUUUCUCCUGCAUUUUUCCCCUUAGUUUUUAAACCAGCAAUAUGAGUAGGGGGUUUCAUUCAGAGACAUGUGUUUUGCUUUUUCCUUCCUCUUGCCCAGGUUGCCCAUAUCACAGCAUUUGAACUUGAAAUGGGUGCUCCUCUACCAUCACCUUUCUUUUCCAGGCAUGGUUAGCUACCUUUUCCACACAGCUGCCAGUACAUUCUGAAUUCUGCACUCAGGUUGGGGAACAUAUAAGAGGGCUUUGAAGAGAGGUUAGUAUUGAGAAAGGCCUGUAUGAAGAAGAGCACUUCCUGCAUUCCAGCUCCAUGUAACUUGGGGGGACAGUCUGUGACCACAAAGUCUUUCAUCAGGACCAGAGCUAAUGCAGGGUGCUGAUGCUGUGUGAGUUUGAUUCUUCCUAAAUCAUUUGGGUUCUGCAGAAGUUAGGUUUGAGGUUUCCUGGUAAAAAACUUCUUUCUUGGUAGUUGAGGGGUCUCAGUGGAAUCCUUUCACAGCUUCCUCAAAUGAGAGUUCUUGCAAACUACUGACAUCUAUUCUACUUCUUUCAAUGCUCAGGCUGCUAACACCAGAGCAAGGGAGCUUGUGGCUUGCCGCAAAUCCUCUCUCUGAAGCUCCUUCCUACACUGCAGAGAUGUGUUCAGGCAGGACUGGAAACACAGCCCUGCCCAGCCACUGCUCAGAGAAGAGAUCCUUACAGAGCAGGUGCACCUCGUGUGGCUGAGCUCAACAUUCAGAUUUUGGGCUUAGCACUCAGACUUUGAACUAUUACUGCUCAGGGUUGCAAUAUUCCCAUUGCAGCCCUGUAACCAGAGAAAGAAGGAAGGCUUAGGGCUGCCUUUUUCUGAGCAUAUAGUGCAGCUGAGGAUGUUACGCUGAAUUUUGUUUAAUGAGCAUUCAUCUCUGUGUGUUCCCAAUACCAAAUUUUAGCAGUCUCACAAGGAUUUGUAUGAUUGCAUAGGUGUUUUUCAAUGAUCUUUUGUGGAUUUUUUUUUAUUUCUGGUUGUAGUUACUGUGACUUUUAUGUGUCCUUUUCCUUCUUCCCCACUUGCAUUAUAAUGUUCCAGUUUUGUUCUAAAUCUCUGUGGUUACAGUCUGUAAAACCACACGUUCAUGUAGUAUCAUGUUUUCAGGUAUUUUUCUCAUUAUGACAUUGAAAUAAUAAACUGCUACACAUUUGUAUUUUGCUACAUUGUGGAUAGAGGAAUUGCAUGUAAAUCUUAAAAUAACAUCUAGUUGGUUGUUUUUCCAGACAAGUCUCUCACAAGUGAUCCUGUCGUUUCAUAUUUUGAGCUAGCUUGCUAUUUUUGGAAUUCUGAUGCACCUUAGUUGCUUUCAUAGGAUAAUUACCUGUCUUUCCACAUUAUUUUUCUGUUUCUUCUCAAGAAAACUGACCGUAUAUUCACACAUCAUCAUUCUUCCUGAAUUUUGUACAUUUGUUAAAAAGGAAGAUGACCAUUCAUUGCCAUCUAUAAGAAUAGGAUAACAUGUUUUCCAGUGAAAGCAAGCAGUGGCCGCUGUUUCUGGUAUCACAGACUGACUUCUGUGCUGAUGAUCAGCUUGAUUCUCUGAUAUCUAAAUAAGAUGCAAAUAGAAAUGUGGACAGAUUGCUGGACCUAAAACUAGAUCUGUAAAAUAGAGAUAUACUAGCUGUGGCUCUGAAAAUUUUGUUGUUCUGAUCACGAACGGAUUAGGCAUCUGACAACAUCAUCAGCCAUGUUAAUAACAAAUUAAAAACUUGCAAAGUCAAAAGGAAAAAAAAGGGCUGGUUUUCAGAAUGAUUCAAAGUGAAGACAGCUUUUAGCUGUCCAAAGAGGUAACAUUGACACACACGUCAAACAAUUUCCCCUCCUGGUCUUCAUUUCUCUCUCCUUUAAGACUCUGGACACCUCUAUCACGACAAGUGCCCGACAAUAAGAAAAGUGGCUUCAAGUAGGAAUCGCACCAGAGUUAUUAGACUUCACUCUUUAUAAAACUGAAGUUGGACAGUUUUCCAAGACUACAUUAUCCAGACACACAUGCACACACACUGUGGAAAACCGUCUGCAAAAUAGCAUAGGAUACACAGCAAGGAAAAGGAAAAGGUUGUCCACUCCUGUGGACAGUGGGUAGUAAAACUAUUGUAUUCAGGAGAGUGUGUGGAUGAAUCUCACCAGACAGUCAACCUCUCUAAGAAUCAAGAAGUAUUUUUUCCAAAUCUUCUGAUCUGUCAAAACAGCCACAUAAAAAAAGCAAAAGGAGCAAAAAAAUAAUUUAAAAAUUAAACACUCAAAUUGCUAUAAGCAAUCUGUUCCCUUCUUGAUGAAGAGCUGGCCAGAUACAAAGCCUACA
This is a messenger RNA of Oenanthe melanoleuca, 6857 nucleotides long. It is a transcript of the gene MSANTD3, whose product is annotated as Myb/SANT DNA binding domain containing 3. NCBI's taxonomy places the organism in Eukaryota, Metazoa, Chordata, Aves, Passeriformes, Muscicapidae. The transcript is spliced from 3 exons. The coding region runs from base 323 to 1147 and encodes 274 amino acids. The record is from RefSeq and is a predicted model, not a curated record.